Messenger RNA from Trifolium pratense (red clover), 1403 nucleotides. Its product is annotated as B-box zinc finger protein 21-like. Bases 116 to 1096 code for a protein of 326 amino acids. The transcript has 3 exons. Gene Ontology annotation, biological process: regulation of DNA-templated transcription; photomorphogenesis. The record is from RefSeq and is a predicted model, not a curated record. Gene Ontology annotation, molecular function: zinc ion binding. Gene Ontology annotation, cellular component: nucleus. NCBI's taxonomy places the organism in Eukaryota, Viridiplantae, Streptophyta, Magnoliopsida, Fabales, Fabaceae.
UUUUAUAUGUGAAGAAAGCAAUAAGACAAAGUCCUAAAAUUUCUCAUACAUUUAUUAUAUUUGCAAGUGAAAGUGGUGGGUUACCUAUUUUUAGUAUUUGUUUUACUUUAAUGGAAUGGUGGCUGGCUUAUUGAUCACAGUGCCAUAUUUCCCAUUUCAUCAUUUAUUUAUUUGUUUAUUCAUCAAACCAAUCAAAUUCAACUUUUCACAAAGUUUUCUUCUUUCUCUUCUCAACACUCUUCUAACUUGUAGCAAAAUAGUAGCAAUGAAGAUCCAAUGUGACGUUUGUAGCAAAAACGAAGCUUCAUUAUUCUGCACCGCCGAUGAAGCCGCCCUCUGCACUGACUGUGACCACCGUGUCCACCAUGCAAACAAGCUAGCUUCCAAACACCACCGUCUCUCUCUUCAUAAUCCUUCUCCUAAACAACACCCUCUAUGUGAUAUUUGCCAGGAGAGAAGAGCUUUUGUGUUGUGUAAGCAAGAUAGAGCAAUUCUAUGCAAAGAUUGUGAUUCAUCAAUUCAUUCUGUAAAUGAACUUACAGAGAAACAUGAUAGGUUUCUUCUCACUGGUGUUAAGCUUUCAACUACAAACUCUUCUUCUUCAUCAUCAUCAACAACAACAUCAACAAAACCUUCUUCAGCUAUUUCCAUUUCCAAGUCAAUUGUUGUUCCUUCAUCUUCUUCUUCUUUGGUUGAUAAAUCUACUACUCCUUCACCAAAAUCUGUGGAAGAUGGAAGUGGUGGUUCUACUAUUUCUCAGUACUUGAUUGAGACUUUACCUGGUUGGCAAGUUGAUGACUUUCUUGAUUCUUCUUCUGCUCCCUUUGCUUUCUAUAAGGGUGAUGAAUCAUUUGAAGAAAAUCUUGAUUCAUUUUUUCCAAAUAAUAAUUUGGGGAUCUGGGUUCCUCAAGCACCACCACCUUCUCUAUUUUCUUCUUCACAAAUCAUGAUGGGACAGAGUGAGACCAAGAAGGGGAGCAGCAACAACAAAAGCCACAUGAACAAAUCAAGGUUGAGGGAUGAUGGGAAUAAUAUUUUCACAGUUCCACAAAUUAGUCCUGUUUCCAAUCCCAAGAGAACAAGAUAUCUAUGGUAGAUCUAGAUAUGAUAUAAUGAUAAUUUAUCUUAUCUUGUGUGGAUAGUUAAAGCAUCUGCAUCACAAAAAUAACACCCUCCUCUUUGUUUGUAUGUUUGUUUUUGUAUUUUUUUUUCUCUUUUUACCUAUCCUUGAAGUGCUUGAGAUUGAGUUUGACUUUUUUUCUUUUCUUCUUUUUUCUGUCUUUUUCUGAGGAAAAACUUUGCUACCCUAUACUGGGUUUUGUAUUGUUUUGAUAAAUUUGUGCAUCACUGCUGCACCAUUCUCCUUGUUGUUAGUGUAAAUGUAAAUAUGCUUUCAUAUCUCA